Polistes dominula (European paper wasp) is the source of this 2788-nucleotide messenger RNA. RefSeq lists its product as uncharacterized. Lineage: Eukaryota; Metazoa; Arthropoda; Insecta; Hymenoptera; Vespidae. The record is from RefSeq and is a predicted model, not a curated record. Gene Ontology annotation, cellular component: membrane.
AMAUAAAUAUCUUUAAUUUAAUUAAUGAUUAUUAUCUGUAAGAUUGAAUUUGUAGAAACGUUUGAGUUAAACUAACUGUAAAAAAAGACUUUUAUCUAACCUAUAAAACAAUGUGUGUUCUAAUUUCAAUUAGAUAAACGAAGAAAGUUAAUGAAAAGGGGAAAUGCUAAAGGAAUUAUCCAAAUGGGUGUCACAAAACCAUUAUGGCCCAGCAUAGGCAACAGCAAAACGAAUUUUUAUCACUAUGUGAUGUUUUGUUUAAUAUAAUUUCCCUUGUAUCAUAUUUUUGUGACAUCGUUUUUGAUUUUGCAAUGGUUUAUACACUCGCUCAUCAUUCGGUAGGACCACCUACCGUUUUCCCUUUAAGUAUUACUUUUAUAACAACUUCUUUGCUUGCGUGCCAGAUAGUUAGCAUACGUUGGUAUUUAUGGGGUGUAAGAGGUAAAUUAAUAGAUAACGAUACAACCAGAGAUAGUAACGUAAGUCCCUGCAAAAAAACUAGUAAUUGGACUUUCGGUUGUGUAUUAUUUCUUCAUACAACACAAGCCGGAGUACUUUGGAGAUAUUGUAAAUUGUUUAUUCCAGUUGAUUUAGCUUACGUUAAACACGAGGUGCGAGAGUUGUGUGUAUUGCGUCUUGUACAUGCAUUCUGCGAAGCUGCACCCAUGUUACUAUUACAACUAUAUUUAUUAUCUAUUGGAAUUAAUGACAACUUAGGUAUAGAAAAUGAAAAACUAAAAAGUGGUGAAGUGAAUGACAGUGAACAGUUAACUAAAUUAACAGCAGUGUCAGCUGGACUAUCUUUAUGGAAUGUUUGUUGGGCGGUAGCUAGUUUUAGUAAAAGUGCAGCACGUCUGCGCAAUAUAGAACGUUUGGUACUUACAUGGUUGGGUGUAUUAGCUCAAUUAUUUUGGCGCCUUGGAACAGUAAGUGCUAGAGUUGGAGCAUUAGUUGUAUAUGCAUCGCUUUAUGGUGGACAAUGGCUAUUAAUUGUAAUGGCACUUCAUUGGCUUACUAUGUUAAUGUGGUUAUUGCUCACACCUGAUGGACUCUUCCAUGUAGGUGAGCGUCUCCCAAUGACGAGAAAAAGUAUUCUAGCCUCUAUGUUGGCAUUUAUUUAUAUAUUUGCAUAUGUUAAUCUACAUGAGACCAAUCAUCGCCAAAAAAUGGUAAUAUUUUAUACAGUAAUGUUAUUGGAAAACAGUUUACUUACUGGAGUAUGGGCUGUAGGCAUAAAUAGAAGUGAUCUUCAUCUCCAUCAACCAAAUCCAGUAAAUUUAAUACUUACGCUUGUAGCAUUAUUUUUUAGUGGUAUGUUCUUCAUGGCAAUGUAUUAUAGAUUUUUUCAUAUAAGAAAAUUAACAUAUGAAGUUGGUGGUAGAAUGACUACUUCAAAUCUUGCAAUUAUGUCUAACCAGGAAAAUCAAGAAGAAAGGAAUACAGAACAUGUAAAGGAAAAAAAAAUGAAUAAAAAUGUAGCAACGAGAAGAGUAAAGUUGAAUAACAGUGGUAUACCUGGUGUAUUUAAUUGUCGCUUUUCUAACGCAGCAGUAGUAAAUCCAAAUCGUAAAAAGAAAAAGCCUACUACAUUUGUACCUCCACCACCUCCACAGGAUCAAUCUACAUCUACUGUAAGUCCUACUACAGCAGGUGAAGAUAAUAAACAGUGGCUUAAUGGAAACAAUGGACAUCAACAAAUAAUACCAUUUUGGAAAAAAGCUGCGUCUUUUUCCAACGUCUUGCAGAGCGAAAAUUCAAAUAUACAGAAAAAUACAAUCGAAACAGAGACGGGUAGUUCGUUAAGUGUAAAUUUGAUACGAGAAAAAUUAAGGCAAAAGAAACAGCAACAACUUCGUGAACUUAAAGCUAUACAAGAAGAGAUUAAAGAAGGAAAAUUAUUUCCACCAUUGUCAGCAUCUCCAUCUACAUUUUCAUCUUCUCCAUCAGUAUUAAAUCAACAGCCACCGCCAAGUAAGAAGUUGCAUACUUCUCCAAACACUAUAUUAUUUACAUCACCUUCGCUGGUAUCCGAUGGAGAUGAAGGUGUCGCAUUAACAUCAUGGCCACCAGUUAAAAUGCAUUGUUUAUUACCACCACCACCAGUAUCGCCAUAUCAUUCUAAUUCCCAUUCCUCAAGUUUAUGGAAAGUAUCGCAAAGGGAUAAAGCUAAUGUUCCAGAAAUUUUAUUAGCGCCUAGAUGUCUUCCCAUACAUUGUGCUCAUUGGACACCUCCCAGUCAUCUUAAUCACAGCCGGAAUGGGAAAGGAGAGAGUUCCAAAGAUGAAAGCGAAGAAGGUGAAAUUAGUGACAUGGAAGGUAGUCAAGUAUCAUUACCUAGAAGCUAUACACUUCCUCGGGAAUUUAAAUAUUAUCAUUCAACUAAUAUGCUUAGAGAUAAAGAACGAUGUGGUGGUCCUAGUAAAGUACAACCAUCUAGAUUUUAUUUACCUUCUACUUACAGUUCUGAUGGAGAUGUAGAUAGUGCAGAUAAUGAGGAGGAAACAGACUCUGAAUUACAAAUUGUUAUAAAGGAAGGUCACAAUUGUAGUUCUGAUAGAACACAGCAACGAAAAUAUGCACAAAAAGAUAAUGACGGAACAGACUUAUCUAGCAAUAAUUGUGAUGCUUCUAAUGAGAUUGCGAUAUCUAAUAAUUCUCAUCAUAAUAAUUUAUAUGGUAUUCUAAGACCAAAUCAACUUUUCAAAGCUAGGGUUAAACAUGAAACAAAAUUAUAAAAUGUGUCUCUUAAGCGAAUAAAUAAUUGAAGUAAUUUCGAUCAAAGAAAAGA